GUUCUUUGCACCAUAUUGGUUAGGUGGUGUACAGGUAUCCCCUGCCAAUGAACAUCGUGUUGUAACAGAAGAGCAAUGGCGACCAUGGUGGGAACGCUACCAGCCUGUAAGUUAUUCAGUGGUUAGUAGAAGUGGUGAUCGAGCUGAAUUCAUUGAUAUGGUAAAUCGAUGCAACGCUGUAAACAUCAAUAUUUAUGUAGAUGUUAUAUUCAAUCACAUGUGCGGAGAUCACAGUAAUGGGUAUGGUAUCGAUGGUAAUUGGUAUGAUACGACCAACGAUGCCCGCGAUUUCCCAGCCGUGCCCUACUCUGAGUGGGAUUUCAAUGAUGAUAUUUGCGACAAAAAUAUUGAGAAUUAUAAUGAUGAAUGGGAAGUUCGCAACUGUCGAUUAGUGGGUCUAGUUGAUCUAAAACUCAGUAAAACGUAUGUGCGCGAUAAAGUAGUGGAAUUCCUAAAUGAUCUGAUUUCUCUUGGAGUCGCUGGUUUCCGUGUAGAUGCGUGUAAACACAUGUAUCCCGAGGAUUUAGAAGUCAUUUAUGGGCAAUUGAACGACCUUGUCACACCGACAUUCCCUUCUGGCAGUCGACCGUUUAUUGUUCAAGAGGUGAUAGAUUACGGCGGUGAAGCAAUUUCAGCAACAGAAUACACUCACUUAGGUCGUGUGACUGAAUUCAAAUAUGGUCAAGAGCUGUCAAACUGUUUCAGGGGCAAUAAUGAUCUAAAAUGGUUAGUCAGCUGGGGAGAACCUUGGGGACUUUUACCAAGAG
Saccoglossus kowalevskii is the source of this 767-nucleotide messenger RNA. RefSeq names its product alpha-amylase 2-like. The record is from RefSeq and is a predicted model, not a curated record. Gene Ontology annotation, biological process: carbohydrate metabolic process. Gene Ontology annotation, molecular function: alpha-amylase activity; cation binding. Lineage: Eukaryota; Metazoa; Hemichordata; Enteropneusta; Harrimaniidae.